ACAAGGCCGUGGUAACUACUGGACCCUAGGCAAUGUGAGAAGUGAAUGUUGUCAAUUCAACACGAGAGUGACCGCUGAAGAGCGUGGCAUUUGCUGCUCGCUGGCUAGAUUCCUGCUCCUUUCUGCCAAAUGGGUCAGCUCGUAGAAGCUCAGGAAGACCACCAAGCUCCUCUUCUUCCUCCUCCUUCCUCUCUCCCUUUUCAGGAUAAGCUCAGAUUGAUUAAUACUCAGUAUCACCACCACCACUACAACCACCACCAACAAAAGGACUUCACUAUGGAUCAGCCUCGUGAAGAAAUGGACAAUAGUAUAUCUCUGGAGCUAGGGAGAAGAAACUCUAGUUCAACUCAGUCAGAUGAAUCAUCUCUGGAUCUUGAGCGAACUUACUGUGUUAAUCAGUGUCUUCACUCGAAUAGCCCACCACCACUCCAGGCAAUUGCUUCAAGUGGCCAGCAUUCUGAGGGCAAUGCUGCCUACUUCCUAUGGCCUACUUCUUCUAGAUUGAAUGAUGCAGCUGAAGAUAGGGCAAAUUAUUUUGGGAACCUUCAAAAGGGGGUGCUACCAGAGAACCUGGAUCGAUUACCCACCGGCCAACAAGCUACAACUCUUCUGGAAUUGAUGACGAUAAGGGCAUUUCACAGCAAAAUAUUGCGGCGUUACAGUCUUGGCACUGCUGUUGGCUUCCGAAUCAGGCAAGGUGUGUUGACAGAUAUACCCGCUAUCCUUGUCUUUGUUGCACGAAAAGUGCACAAGCAAUGGCUUAACCACAUCCAGUGCCUUCCCUCUGCACUUGAGGGACCAGGAGGCGUGUGGUGUGAUGUGGAUGUUGUGGAGUUUGCAUAUUAUGGUGCUCCAGCGGCAACUCCUAAGGAACAGUUGUACAAUGAGCUUGUAGAUGGUUUGCGUGGAAGUGACCCAACCAUUGGUUCAGGUUCCCAGGUUGCAAGUCAGGAGACAUAUGGAACACUUGGUGCAAUUGUGAAAAGUCGAACAGGAAACAGACAGAUUGGUUUUCUCACAAAUAGGCAUGUUGCAGUUGAUUUAGACUAUCCAAAUCAGAAGAUGUUUCAUCCUUUGCCACCUAACCUUGGCCCAGGUGUAUAUCUUGGUGCAGUGGAGAGGGCAACAUCAUUUAUCACUGAUGAUCUUUGGUAUGGAAUAUUUGCAGGAACUAACCCAGAGACAUUUGUAAGAGCAGAUGGUGCCUUUGUUCCUUUUGCAGACAGUUUUGAUGUUUCCAGUGUGACUACAUCCAUAAAAGGCAUUGGUGAAAUUGGUGAUGUCAAGGUUGUGGACUUGCAAUCACCUAUAAAUAGCCUUAUAGGGAAGAAGGUCAUUAAGAUUGGAAGAAGCUCUGGUUUAACAACUGGAACAGUUAUGGCUUAUGCACUUGAGUACAAUGAUGAGAAAGGAAUCUGCUUCUUGACUGAUUUUCUUGUCGUUGGUGAAAAUCAUCAGACUUUUGACCUGGAGGGUGACAGUGGGAGCCUUAUUCUAUUGACUGGUGAUGGUGUUGAGAAACCAAGACCCAUAGGGAUCAUAUGGGGUGGCACAGCUAACCGUGGGAGGUUGAAGCUGAAAAAUGGGCAGGGCCCUCAGAACUGGACCAGUGGGGUAGACCUUGGCCGGCUUCUUGAUCUUCUUGAACUUGACCUUGUAACAAGUGAUGAAGGACUUCAAGAAGCUCUCAAUGAGCAAAGACGAAGCUCAGCUGCAGCUAUUGGUUCUGCUGUAGGAGAAUCAUCUCCAUUGGGUUAUCCGACGGAUGGCACAUUGCAGAGAGACAGAGUAGAAGACAUUUAUGAGCCUCUUGGUCUAACCAUCCAGCCUUUACCUGAAGGUAUGCGAGGGCCUGGAAUUAACCCCAUAUUUGAUCAUCCUGAGUUUGGUGUAGGUGUUGCAGAAACUAGUGUAGAGCAUGAAUUUAUGCCAAGUUCCAGUGGUACAUACAAAAGGCAACAUGACCAUGAUGGUGAGAUGGAGCAAAAGACCCUUUCUGCUUUGAAAAACUUUUCAAACCAAGAUAUCAGCAUUGGAUUGCACAUAGGUGAACGGGAACUGAAGAGACCACGUGGUGACUCUGUGUCUCUCAAUGAAGAGCAUGACAAUAAUGGUGAUAAUGGAAGUAGCUAAUGUUAUCUUAUUCCUCCUGUAUGUUAUCUAACAUGUUGGCUAGUUCAGCCUGUGCUGCGGCUUAUUUGAUGAGGAAACCGAUCGAUCAGUUGUCGGAGAAGAUUUUUGGAUGGAUGCUUCUGGAUCAUGCAGAAGCGAUGGGGCAAUAUACUGGAAAAAAUGCCAAUGGCUACUCCCUUUCCGUAAAAAAUAUCCACACUUUAGGUUCCUCUGUUCAUUAGCUCUGAGAUAUUCUUAAGAGAAGGCAUGGACUUACAUGUCUCCCAAGGGAACUUCUAAUUUAUGUCAUUGUAGCUAAGAACAGGUAUGUUGUAAGCUUUGUAAUACCUAAUCAAGCAUGUGCCUUGCUAUACACAUCCCUGUGACUUUGUGCAACUACAUUGAGGCUGAAAUUGCUUAUAAAGGGCAUGUAGAUUAUAAUAUAGAGAGACGAGUCACAGUGAUAAGGUUUUUGCAACAUAUCACUAAGGGGUUCAAUUAAGCACUUUGAAGUCUGAAUAUUGGAUUUUCAAUUAAUGCCACCUGAGCUGUGGAUUUAGUUGCUUUCA
Molecule: messenger RNA, 2681 nt
Organism: Nymphaea colorata (pocket water lily)
Lineage: Eukaryota; Viridiplantae; Streptophyta; Magnoliopsida; Nymphaeales; Nymphaeaceae
Product: protein NARROW LEAF 1-like
Exons: 6
Coding region: 130-2133 (667 amino acids)
Source: RefSeq, a predicted model, not a curated record